This is a messenger RNA of Hermetia illucens (black soldier fly), 3922 nucleotides long. RefSeq names its product nephrin-like. The record is from RefSeq and is a predicted model, not a curated record. Lineage: Eukaryota; Metazoa; Arthropoda; Insecta; Diptera; Stratiomyidae. The transcript is spliced from 19 exons. Bases 1090 to 3621 code for a protein of 843 amino acids.
UCUUCAGAGCUCAUCUACCUUUAGGAUCCUUCCAGGACUCGUUGUGGUUUAGUUGGAAUGCGACUUCGGUCCGAGUAUGACGGAAUUUUCUGAGCGCGCGAACUGAUAUUCUGUUCAAUAUUCUUGUGCUUGUGCUAAGGUGAUCCUGUCCAAGUGAAGCAAAUAAUUUGCAAGUUCCAACCGAUUACUUAAUUUAGUUAGUGUUUCAAGGAUAACGAAUUUUGGCAAAGGAAAAUGUGAAAAAAUCUGAAAUAGUUCACUUAGUGUAAAAUAGAGUAUAGUGCAGUGACCUUGUUGAAAUUUGUAAAACGGUUCGCAGCGGAAUAAGCUGCGAACAAGCAUCGACUGAUUCCAAGAAUAAAGUUUGACUACUGACUUCAUUAAUAGUAAACACGCGCGCUAUUUGCCCACCUCCAGCAGUGAAGUUUCAAGUACAGGACAAAUAUUGACAAGAGGUUUAGGUACCCACAAAACUGUCGUAUUCGUGUUGCAGUGUUCUUCAAAGGCAAGAACGUUUCACAGCGUCAACAAAAACUGGCCACGUUAAAGGGAUUUGCGACCCAGAAACCUUGACUGCCAUGCACACAUGGAGACCAACCGACUUCCAGAAUUCAUCUCACCUGCUGAAAAUGUGAGAAUGUGAAUUGCAUAACAAUUUCCAUGAUUCUGUGUCCUGGUUGAAAUACUAUCCCCGCAGUAAGCAGCCAAAAUGCAGAAGCUCCGUCGAAGCGCAAAUCGCACAUCCGCCAGCCGUUAUAUUAAAUAGCUGCUCCCUGGCUGCAGAAAGUGCAAUCAUAAUAGCCAAGCAACGUGUGUACCCCAGAAGUGAUUUUAUGAAAGUACUGAUUUGAAAUGCAACAACAAUUUCUGCCAUAUGAAAGUUGCAAUAACGAAUUCCGUUUAAUAAUUCAUUAGAGUCGUCCUUUGGAGCCGUUUCUCGGAACAGGACAGUUUUUCCCUUAGUUGUUUUGCUUCUUCGUUUUCACUUGAACAAAUAGAACUAAUAAAUUGAUAAUAAACCACAUGUGUGGAUGCUGGAGUGCUGAAGGUCCUUUGUCGAAUUAACGAUUGCAGUGAUUAAAGCUGAAAAUGAGAGUGAAGUGUUAUGUGAAUGCCGUACUUCAUGCAACCAUUUUCAGUUUAGUGUUUCAGUUUCAGUUAAUUUGUACGGCCCACGGUGAAAAUCGAAUCGAAAGGGAGAGAACAGUAAGAACGAUAGACAUCGAAGCAGUCGAAGGAAAGAAAAUCUCAUUACCGUGCCCGUUAGUUGCACCGUCGCGGGAUAAAGUCUACAUGGUCCUUUGGUUUCGAGACGAUGCUGGUAUUCCACUCUACAGUUUUGACGUGAGAGGAAAGCCCCUGGUGCAAGGAAAGCAUUGGUCAGCGCCUGAAAUUUUUGGUAAUCGUGCUAAAUUCAAUGCAGACCUGGACCCAGCUGCGUUGGAACUAGAUAAUAUAAAACGUCACGAUCAAGGAAUCUAUAGAUGUCGUGUUGAUUUUCGAACUAGCCAAACUCAGAGCUUCCGAUAUAAUGUCACCGUUAUAAUUCCGCCGGAGCACCCCAUCGUCCUGGAUCGCUGGGGACGUCAGUUAAAUGAAACCAUGCUGGGUCCACUGGAGGAGGGGGAUGAUCUAAUGCUUACGUGUCGUGUAAUUGGAGGACGUCCUCAGCCCGAAGUCCGAUGGCUUGUGAAUGGACUCAAUGUUGACAAUCAAUGCGAAUACAAUUCCGAGAACAUUUUAGAAAAUCGUUUAUUGUGGCCAGCAGUGCAGAGAACAGAUUUAAACUCAAUAUUUACAUGCCAAGUAUUAAACACCCAACUCAUAUCACCGAAGGAAGCAAAUUUAGUCCUGGACUUACAUCUUAAACCACUCACAGCUGAAAUAACGAACCCACCACCGUCAUUAGUUGCUGAUAGAAGAUAUGAGGUUACUUGUGAAAGCACUGGUUCCAGACCCAAUGCCAUUAUAACCUGGUACAAGGGAAAGAGACAAUUAAGAAGGACAAAGGACGAUACAUUCUACAACACAACUGUGUCCAAAUUAAGCUUUGUACCAUCCAUCGAGGACAAUGGAAAAUCGAUUACAUGUCGUGCGGAAAAUCCUAAUGUAACCGGGCUUUUUCUGGAAACUGUAUGGAAAUUAAAUGUGGUUUAUCCACCCCUCGUCGCCCUUCGCCUAGGAUCAACUUUAUCUGCUGACGAUAUCAAGGAAGGCGACGACGUCUACUUUGAGUGCCAAGUUCAAGCUAAUCCCCAAUGGAGAAAACUUAAUUGGUUGCAUGACGGAGUCGUGCUCACACAUAACACAUCAGCUCGGAUUAUUCGUUCGAAUCAGAGUCUUGUCUUACAGCGAGUGACUCGAGAGUCAUCUGGAAACUACUCGUGUAGCGCAAUUAAUGCUGAGGGUGAAACUGUAAGCAACCAAUUUGUACUGAAAGUCAAAUAUAUUCCGUUCUGCAAGACAGACAGCAUUAUAGUCGUAGGAGCUUUGCAUGGUGAGCGAAUACGAGUCGGAUGUACGGUGGAGGCGUACCCACCUCCCAGAAGUUUUCGUUGGAAGUUUAACAACUCCGGCGAAACAAUGGACGUGUCCACGGAGAAAUUUUAUAAAAAUGGCUCGCUUAGUAUCCUAGAGUUUGCUCCAGUUAAACACGAGGAUUAUGGAACUUUAUCGUGUUGGGCGCAAAAUUCCGUUGGCAUUCAGCAAAAACCGUGCCUUUUUCAGAUCAUACUUGCAGGUUUGCCAUCAGCUCUCAAGAACUGCACAAUGACAAAUAAUACACAGUAUCUGUUGGAAGUCCAGUGCCAUCCAGGCAACGACGGUGGUUUGCCGCAAAUAUUUGUUCUCAGGAUUAUGUCAACAAUGACUGGGAAACUGUUGUACAAUUUAACGAACAUCGAUGAACCUUACUUUGCAAUCGAUUCAAUUGACGCGAUGACAUCAGCUGACCUCUUAUCGGCAAAUUUCAGAAUCGUUGUAUUCGCGGUUAAUCAAAAAGGAAAAGGCCCAGACGUGGUAUUAAAAAAUGUCCGAUUUCACGAACGUACACAAAAUUUUUCUGAGCCAAGUAUAUCGAAUUUUGAUAUAUCGCCAAUCAUAUCAGGGGUUGUGCUAGUUUUAAUCAUUCUCUCGUGCCUUAUUUUGGGUCAAGUGUUUGUACGGAGGCGACAUCAAACGAAAAAUAAACAAAAUACAAACAAUUAUAUACAAUCAAACAACUUGUUAUGCAAUCAGGAUGGAAAUACAAAAAAUAGUAGCCCAAGAUGGCAGCAUAGUGAAGCAAGUGCUGCAAAGCAGCUUGUUCCAGGCCGUGAAAGUUUUGAAGAUGAAUGUGACCCGGAUGUGAUACCGGCACAAUUUGCCCUUGAAGAAGCUGUAGCACCUUUUAAGGAGGACUGGUGUAGUAACCCUUUAUUCAAUAAAUUCAAUAGCCAUCAUAAUCGACCCACCAAUUUGCUUCUUAAAUCAAUAACUCAUGAGAAUCCUGAACGUGAUCGUCUUUUUGAGACGUAUCUGCAAUCAACUGUAAAUAUACCAGCGAGUAGUGGUAAAGAACUAGAUGUGCACGCUAUUAAAACAAUGCUCAUGACAACACGGGUUCCUGAAAGUUGUGUGUAAAAAUAGUUAAAUAUAUCCUUAAGAAUUUUUAAAUCAAAAUAAAUAUUUUGAAUUUGUAAAAAGAGCAUAAUAAUGUUAAAGACAUGCAUUGCUUAAUGAUAAAGUCGGAAUAAAUGGAGCGUAAUAUGUGUAAAUAAAACAAAACCUCAUUUUUAUGGCAAUUCAAUUCUGAGAAAUAUUCUCAACUUAAUAUAAUUUCCAGAAUAUAAGUUAACUCUUUAGUAGGAAUGUUCGCAUGUAAAAUCCAUUGGUUUGGAUUCUAAUUAUUUUGUAUUGAAACUUAUGUGUAUAAAUAAACAAA